AUGGGUCAGAGGCUGCCUCUUCCGCCACUCGAGAAUCGUUCCAAGAAGAUCCUUUCUCGCUAUCACAUCGGGCUAGCCGAGAUGGAGAAGCUAUGGAAAGUCUUCACUUCCAUCGAUAAGAAUCGUGAGAAUCGCCUACGACUCGAUCACUAG
Perkinsus marinus ATCC 50983 is the source of this 153-nucleotide messenger RNA. RefSeq lists its product as hypothetical. The record is from RefSeq and is a predicted model, not a curated record. Lineage: Eukaryota; Perkinsozoa; Perkinsida; Perkinsidae. The transcript has a single exon. The coding region runs from base 1 to 153 and encodes 50 amino acids.